GUGCGAACUCCUCUUCGCUGUGCCACAUCGAUAUACGGGCAGCCUCGCCACGACCCGCGGAACUUGCGUUGUCUGUCAAUCGAAUUCGCUCCCAUCAUGUCGCACCCACCACCAAAACAUCUCGACCUCAGGUCGAAAUCGCAAGCAUCUGUCUCGCGACCUCUACGAUCACCCCGCCUCCAUAUCGCUGGCGAAGUGCCCCCGGAGCUCUCGCCUCUGGAUGCUUUUGCGCUGCAAAGUCGGCUUCUGGCAAAGCAAUUGGAGGAUAGCGCAAAGCAGGGUCGACGCAUGAGCCGGCUGCCUCCAUUGACGGACGACAGCCCCUUAAUUGUUCAGGGCAGGUCGGACUACUUUCGGUCUUUAUCGCAAGACUCCGGAUCCGAGGAGGAACACCCGCCACUCCAGAACGUAGGGCUCGGCUUAAAGACGGACAUAGAUGACGAUGUCGCCAAUCGACCACGAUCGAUGCACCCGCGCUUGAGCCAAAUUCCGCCCACCCCUGACAACUCCAUACCGGUGCCCGCCGUGCCGAAUUGGUCCAAUACAGACCCCCUUAAAGCAAAACAGCCAAGUGCUCCGGCCCCGGAUGAAGGUUUCUUUGGUGUAGGAGCACGCAGGGAGCGGUCACCAUCUCCCAUGGGCACCGGCCCUUCACAAAGACAGGCUGAGGGGCGGUCGGCAACCCAGGACAGUUUGCCUUGUCACUCUCCUGGGGCGGGCGUGUCUGUAACCAGCUCCCCCGAUCCGCCUGCUCAGAGCUCAUUUGAUGCUGCGGGACUCGUCCCUCCCAGGCCUAUGUUUACGAAGCGGUCCUCUAGCCUGAAUUCGUCGCCUCUCGAAUCCACCGACGAAGAAGGAAUCAGCACCAUGAGCACCUCUCUUCACUCAAUGGACUCCCGAAAGUUCUCCUCAAGCAGCAGCGUUUUUUCUCCGGCUCAGCCUUCAUUUCAACGCUCGCCUUCGGUCGCGUCAGACGCUUCUGGCCUUCCUCGGCCACAGUUCAACUUUUCCAGGCCACUCAGCAGAGCAGGAACCCCAAGUGUUGAGGCGCCAGCGCGUCAAGCGUCAUCCGACAGCCAUAAUUCAUCCUUGGCGGCAGACGAUACUGUCUGUACGCCACGCAGUUUCACCAGCGAAGCAUCCCGUGAACCGACUGUUGAUGAAGGCACUGGAGCGGCACCGUCAUACAUCUACUCCAAAUUCUCCUUGCCGCGCGGCAAGCCGGUGCAGAGAUCGUCAAUGAUCCUGCUCAACGACCCGCCGGCCCGCUCCUCAAUGGAACAAGCUGUCUCGCCAACGAGCAACGCGGCUCAUCCUGGAAUCGGCCAUCCUCCGCCAUCUCCUCCCGCCCGGCCACCUAGCUCCUCAGAAAACCACCAGUCCGAUGCCUCGCGGCCAUCGGAUGAGGAGCAUCGAGGGCGAAGCUUGGGUUCCCAUAUGAAUGACGCCGCUGCCGGGAAAUCGUUGGCAUCCGCUUCCACGAGCGACUCCGCUAGCACCAUCAAGGCUAGCAAGUCGGUGCAUUCUGUUGCUCCCACGAUGUCGGACUUAUCGGCGGAAGAACAUGUGAACAAGGCGAUUGCCCUCCACGAGAGCGGCGCUCUGCAAGAGUCGACCUGGCAUCUGCGGCACGCAGCCAAGCAAGGCCACCCCACCGGUAUGCUGUUGUACGCUCUUGCCUGCCGGCAUGGCUGGGGGAUGCGCCCGAAUCCGCGGGAGGGUGUUGAGUGGCUGCGGAAAGCCGCUGACUCCGCCAGCUUGGAGAUAGCCGACGAAGAAGAUCAGGUCCGGGAAGGCAAGAAGGUGGACGUUGCGGAGCGAAAGACGCACAAGGCGCAGUUCGCGCUCAGUAUCUACGAGCUAGGCGUGAGCCACAUGAACGGGUGGGGCAUUGAGCAGGACAAGGCUCUUGCCCUGCGUUGCUUCGAAAUCGCUGCGUCUUGGGGUGACGUCGAUGCGCUUGCCGAGGCCGGUUUCUGCUACGCGCAGGGCAUUGGCUGUAAGAAGGAUCUGAAGAAGAGCGCCAAGUACUACCGUGAAGCCGAAGCCAGGGGGAUGAACAUGGUCGGCAACAGCUGGAUCCACAAGCCCAAGUACAACGAUGACAACGACAAGCAGCCCCGGUCCAAGUCGAAGUCAAGAAAGAGCAUAUUCAGCCGGAAGAAGGAUUAAUGAAGGGUGAACAAACCCCUGGCGCUGUGUUUGCAGUAAAAAAACACAACGUCUUGACGAUUAUGACACAUAUGCAUCGACACGAUUUUACAUACCCACUUUGCUUACAUACCCACUUUGCGCUUUUACGGAGUUUCUGGGAAGUAGGUUUGAGAAGACGGGCGAGUACGCGGUACGUUGAAAGAGAGAGAACCGACACAGGAUUGUCCAAGGUUUGCUCUCUUCACUUCCAAGCCAUACCUUGGUUGCACACCGGCAGGUUUUUUUUUUUUUUUUUUUUUGUCU
Thermothelomyces thermophilus ATCC 42464 is the source of this 2457-nucleotide messenger RNA. RefSeq lists its product as uncharacterized. Gene Ontology annotation, molecular function: protein binding. The record is from RefSeq and is a predicted model, not a curated record. NCBI's taxonomy places the organism in Eukaryota, Fungi, Ascomycota, Sordariomycetes, Sordariales, Chaetomiaceae. The coding region runs from base 97 to 2172 and encodes 691 amino acids. The transcript is spliced from 3 exons.